Mucor mucedo is the source of this 1346-nucleotide messenger RNA. Its product is annotated as major facilitator superfamily domain-containing protein. Gene Ontology annotation, cellular component: fungal-type vacuole membrane. Gene Ontology annotation, biological process: transmembrane transport. Bases 78 to 1253 code for a protein of 391 amino acids. The record is from RefSeq and is a predicted model, not a curated record. Gene Ontology annotation, molecular function: transmembrane transporter activity. The transcript has 3 exons. NCBI's taxonomy places the organism in Eukaryota, Fungi, Mucoromycota, Mucoromycetes, Mucorales, Mucoraceae.
UUUUUUUUUUUUAUUUAUUUAUAAAGUGAAUCACCAAUUAUUCUCAUUUUCUCUCUUCCAUCUAUUUUAAGUUAAUUAUGAUGGCCGACAAUCAAAAGUUAGAUAGGCCAGAUCAAAAAUCUAGCAAAGAUUCACAAAGUACUCGUAAUAGCGGUGAUUUAGAAGAUGACCAGAAGACGUUUCAGUGCACGGAAGAUAUCAUAGAGGAAGAGCAACACAAUCCAGAACAUUAUCCUGGGGUUUUAGAGUAUGCUCCUUUUCCAGCAUUGGGCUCGUUGGAAGAAAUUACUCAGACAUUGUCACGAGUGAAAUCAAAUCAAACUCAAAAAAGCGAAAAAAAUAAUGCAUUUACUACGGACUACAUAAAAGAAGAUGUCAAUGCUUUCAAGCAAGAAGCUUACCAUACUGACGGUAUCCGCAACCCGGGGUGGCUUACCGUUCUGUCUUGUUUUCUUGUCAACUUUUUUGUGUUUGGUUCUACCUUUUCGUGGGGGAUCUAUCAAAAAUUGUAUAUCAGUGAAGUGUAUGCCGGACAGACUAGUCUGUUAAAAAUUGCGUUUGUCGGUACAUCAGCAAGUGCUCUGCUACUAGCUCUUGGUAUGUUUAUUACGCCUGUGAUACAAAAGAUUGGCUUUAGAGGUACAAUGGCCAUCGGCACAGUCUUCUCUCCAUUAGCAUUAAUUCUAGCUAGCUUUGCAACAGAGCUUUGGCAUGUUUACCUUUCCCAAGGAGUUUUGUUCGGUCUUGCGUCUGCUUUUGUAUUUUCACCGUCAGUCACAUUACCAUCGCAAUGGUUUACAUCGAGAAGAGCUUUGGCUACUGGUAUCGCUGUUAGUGGUUCAGGCGUCGGAGGUGUCUGUCUGUCUCCUAUGAUCCAGAAGCUCAUACUUACAAUUGGAUUUAGAAAUACAUUGCGUGUACAGGGAGCAUUUGGUUUCGGAUUAUUAUGUAUUUCGACAGCUUUGGCUACCUCCCGUUACCGUCCCCCUCCGUCGUCAAACGGAAAAAACAAAUGGUAUCACGUUUACGAUGCGAGCUUGCUGUCCCGGCGUUUUGUUUUAUUGUUAUGUUUUAGUUUUUUCGUUCCGUUCGGAUACGUGGCACCUUUCUUUCUAGCCCCGUCAUACUGUGAAUAUAUCGGAUUGGACGCUUCUACUGGUGCAGUUAUGAUCUCCGUAAUGUCGGCCGCCAAUGCUAUUUGCCGAAUUGCGUUAGGCUAUCUUGCGGAUCGCACAGGCCGUUUUAAUGGAUGACUUCCAAAAUGCAAAAUAGAAUUAAAUAGAAUAGACUUAAUUUUUUGGGUUGUGUAACGUGGAAUUAACCUUAAAUUUCACUGCUUAAAUUUU